Molecule: messenger RNA, 2121 nt
Organism: Clonostachys solani
Lineage: Eukaryota; Fungi; Ascomycota; Sordariomycetes; Hypocreales; Bionectriaceae
Source: the annotation of a GenBank genome assembly
AUGCCUAGAAGGUCCCGGAAAGACUCGGAUUCGAGUGUUGAGACGGUGGACUUUAGCCGCAUUCGAUGGCGCGAGGAGUCGACCGUCUUGCGUACCUUGCCCUCUGAGACAUCCUCGAACCCAUGGCCUUGCUUCGAGCUGAGGGACGCCGUGGUUCUUAAUAAGGACGGAACCGCUCUGGAGAAUGCGCUGAACGUUCUCUUAGACGGGCCCUUCAUCAUACGCGGCACCAUGGUCAUUGAUGAGGAGGAACAAAGAGAGUAUUUGGUUGGCAGGUUCAAGAACGAAGUCCCCAUUCAAAUCAAUGCGUGUAGUCUCUACUCAAUCGGUGAAGCACCCGGAGAAGACGCCAAAGGCGAACCGCCGAGUCUCCAGGUCCUGUGGGUUGCUGGCCAAGGUGGAUGGUUCGAGGUGAAUCCGGCUCCUGCGUAUCAGCUUAUGCAUCGAAAGAUCCGCGAAGCAAUCAAGCUAUACUAUACAAUUUACGACAUAUAUGAUACUUUUGGGGCACAAACUCUGAACCGGCAGUCAAAGACGUCGAAAGCAUCCGAUCCUCUUGAGAGACUGGCACCCGUAUUUCUUCAGUAUGCUAUCAGGGUGGGGGAUGGUUCAACCGUCGAGGAGGUUGCUGCCCGGUGCAAUGAGAUUGCUCCUUUUCUCCUAUGCCAGUUUCUAAAGACUGAUGAAGAAUUCAAGGACUGGAAAAAGACAUAUCUAUACAGGUGGCUUACCAGAAACCACGAGGAAACAUUUGACAAGACUUGGAAGGCCCUGAGAAGCCCGCUCAAGAAUCAGGCACCGCCCUCCACGACAGCCUCUGCAGUGAACGAGGCACUCCCUAGAUCGCAAAAAGAAUCAUCUGUUAAUUCCGACAGCACUGCUCAUACUUCACGCAAGGGAGCCCAAACACUAAGAUCAACAAGAACGAGAUCUGGGUCCAGUGUCGUCACUACCGAGGACGCGCCAACGCCAGAAGCGGCGGCCACAGCAACCAUCCCAAUACAUUCACGAGCUACUCGCUCGAGAUCCAAAUCAAAUAACCCAGUUCCUGAGACAACUCAGAAGGGUCCAUCUUCAGCAUCGGCCCAGAAUGGGACAAAGAUACCGCCUGCCCCUUCAGCAUCAACUGACGAUCAAAGCGCCUUCAAUUCCUUACUGGAAGUUCUUGAACACGCAUUUGAUGAAGGGUCUCAAAAAAAGAAACCCCCCACUAAAACCCAGAUUCUGAAUAUAAUAUACUUCGGUAAUAAGUUUCCCAAUUACAGGGUUGGUCCCGGUGCACACCGGGUUCCCGUUGAGGAAGUUUUCCACUUCAACGCCGCUCGAUUACUACAAGUACUGGACAAGAAAAAAUAUUCCGGAUCCGAAAUUUACGCAUACAUACAGCAGCUGGCAGAAACAGAAUUCAAGCCCGUCGCGCUUGGGCCUGACAAGUUUCCUUUUCUUAUUGUACCUCGAAAGUCUAAGCCAUUCUACCCCCGGGCUGCAACAAAUCAAGUCACAGACGCUGUAUCUGGCCUCGUUGAUGACGACUCGGAAAUCCACGAUGACAUUCCUGAGACACCAAGGGUAGGAAAGAGCACAUCUUUUAGGCGGGCUGGUAAAUCCACUCUCCGCCCAGUGACCAGCACCAAGAAACGGCACCACUCUGAUAUCGAGAGCGAUUCCGAGUCACCUUUAGCUCGAGAGGCUAAGAAAUCACAUUACUUCUCCGAUAAUGAUGAGAACAAUGCUAAGAAUGUGGAUGAGUCGGAUGAGGGCGAAAGCUCUUUCGCGUCUGUUGAUCCCAUUAGAUUGGUUAUCCGAGCAGAUAAGAUCCCGUCAACAGUUCCUCGAGGCCCUGAUAAUGCGUGGACCUGCGAUGAGGAAGACUGUGACUACAUGGUGCGCGGAGGGGAUGAGGAGGAUUGCAAGGCCCGGAUCAACGAGCACUUCCAUGCUCAUGAGCAGCAACACAACAGAGUGCAGCUUGCAAUGACCGAAGGCACCCGUGGCCAUCUCCCAGUAAACCACCUACUAGAAAAACUCAAGAGGCUCGGGGAAGCGUCCAUCGAGGAGGAACCGCGCACGAUCGACGGGACGAUCCUCCCCCAGCCAAUCAGGCGGAAUCUGAUAGUUUGA